Molecule: messenger RNA, 6051 nt
Organism: Brienomyrus brachyistius
Lineage: Eukaryota; Metazoa; Chordata; Actinopteri; Osteoglossiformes; Mormyridae
Product: casein kinase I
Exons: 15
Coding region: 471-1871 (466 amino acids)
Biological process (GO): peptidyl-serine phosphorylation; signal transduction; positive regulation of canonical Wnt signaling pathway
Cellular component (GO): plasma membrane; nucleus; cytoplasm
Molecular function (GO): protein serine/threonine kinase activity; ATP binding
Source: RefSeq, a predicted model, not a curated record
AGCGAGCCAUUCAGAGCGACGAACGAAGAGAGCAAGAAAAAAGGAGAAAGCACCAAGGUUUUUAAAAAAUAAUAAUAAAGAUAAAGCUUGUACGUAAUUUAUCACGCUCGAAGUGGGAAGAGGCGAUAAGGUCACACUACACAGGGGAAAUAAACCAGCGUCACAGCAAAAGUUUAUGCUCGACAGGAGAGUAAAGCUGCCUUUUUGGGUUCCCGGCAAAGUACAGAGGCAUGUGGGCCCUAACCCUGUGUGCUCACCACUAAGUCUACCUGUGGACUGUCAGCGGGCUUUCAGCUGGGAGUCUGGUGUCCGUCCUGUGUCCCUCCCCAAUGUGGAGGACAUUGGUGGGCACACCGCUGGUGUGGUUGCAGUGACGGGGACGGAGGUGGCCCUUGCCCCACCGACGUGUAGCUCAUCUCGGGCAGCUGCUGCACGGUCGUGGUUUGUCCCCCGACCUUUUUGGUAUCGUCAUGGACCAACCAAAGGAUGGAGAUAGGCCCGUGAGGAGCAGCAAGCCACAGCAGGGGCGGAGCGGGCACGCCCGGCCCUCGGGAUCCUCCACGUCCUCCGGGGUCCUCAUGGUGGGGCCCAACUUCCGGGUUGGCAAAAAGAUCGGCUGUGGAAACUUUGGGGAGCUGAAGCUGGGUAAAAAUCUCUACACCAAUGAAUAUGUAGCCAUUAAACUGGAACCAAUUAAGUCACGGGCCCCUCAGCUACAUUUAGAGUAUCGCUUCUACAAAAUGUUGGGGAGUACAGCAGAGGGCCUGCCCCAGGUAUUCUACUUCGGUCCGUGUGGGAAGUACAACGCCAUGGUGCUGGAACUGCUGGGGCCCAGUUUGGAGGAUCUCUUCGACCUGUGUGACAGGGCCUUCUCUCUCAAGACCGUCCUGAUGAUCGCCAUCCAGCUGAUCUCCCGGAUGGAGUAUGUGCACUCCAAGAACCUCAUCUACAGGGACGUAAAGCCAGAGAACUUCCUCAUCGGCCGGCAGGGCAACAAGAAGGAACAUAUCAUCCACAUCAUUGACUUCGGCCUGGCCAAGGAAUAUGUCGACCCCGAGACCAAAAAACACAUCCCCUACCGGGAGCACAAGAGCCUGACCGGGACGGCCAGAUACAUGUCCAUCAACACCCACCUGGGCAAAGAGCAGAGUCGGAGAGACGACCUGGAAGCUCUGGGUCACAUGUUCAUGUACUUCCUCCGAGGCAGUCUCCCUUGGCAGGGCCUCAAGGCAGACACCUUGAAGGAGCGAUACCAGAAGAUUGGAGACACGAAGCGCAACACUCCUAUCGAGGUUCUCUGUGAGAGCUUCCCUGAGGAGAUGGCGACAUACCUGCAGUACGUGAGGCGGCUGGAUUUCUUCGAGAAGCCUGACUACGAGUACCUGAGGAAGCUUUUCACCGAACUAUUUGACCGGAAGGGAUACACCUUCGAUUUCAUCUACGACUGGGUGGGCAGACAGAUUCCCACGCCAGUGGGGUCCGUCCAUGUGGAUUCCGGGGCGUCCGCCAUCACCAGAGAGAGUCACGCGCACAGGGAGCGGCCGUCCCAACAACAACCGCUGCGGAACCAGCAGACGGCAGCUUCCGACCGCCGAGGAGCGUGGGAGGUCCAGCCCAAUCGGCAGACAAAUUCCUCGUACCUGACCUCCCACCUAGCAGCGGACAGGCACGGGGGAUCCGUCCAGGUGGUCAGCUCAACCAACGGGGAGCUGAACGCCGAUGACCCGCUGGCAGCUCACUCGAAUGCCCCGAUUGCAGCCCAGGCCGAGGUGGAGGUGGUGGACGAGGCCAACUGCGUGAAAAUGCUCAACCUGUGGUGCUGCUGUUUCUUCAGGCGGAAACGGAAGAAGAAUUCUCAGCGGCAUAAGUGACGCCGUGUGCAGUGUGUCAUCCCGCCAGGUCGCUUCUCCAGCAGCCCGGCAGUGACGUAUCGGCAAAGGGAGGAGCUUAAGCGGAAUGGGACAGCGGGACUCCGCAGACCUGCCCAGUGCACGUGUACUCAGCUCUUUUUAUUUUGCUAUUUUACUUCUCCCCGGAUCCUCCUGGAACAUUUUCAUUACAAACUGUCCUGGACCUGAGUCUAGCUGGAUGAGGAUGAGACCACGGACACUACGGGCAGCUUUGCACUUAACUUGCUGUUCUGCACCCCCUACCCCCCCCCCCCCCCCCCCCCGUCUAGGUUCACGCCUUCCUUAUUUGGAAGUGCUUGUGAAUAGUAACACACUGGUAGUCAAUCUGCUCAUCAUCCACAUGGAGGGGGGGGUGUGAGGUGCAUCCGGUUAUCCAGCCAGCAGGGGGAGUUCUUGGAUUAAUAUAGAUGUUAUUGGCUUUGCUUUAUUGCGUUAUUGCCCUGCCUAUACCUCUGACAGUGCAGAAGUCCAAGUGUGUAUGACAUUGGGUUUUUCCUUUUUCCUCUGUCUGUGUUCAGUUAGUCUGACUUGUGCUCUGCCAGAUUGAGCUCGAUCAUGAUGCCUCUAACUGACAUGUAUCCCCUAGGCUGAUCUGUAACGCUGAACAUGUAGCUGAACCCUUUUCACGUUUUGGUUGUAGCUCCGGAUGAUAUCAGCCUCCGUCAGGGCUGCAUGUAAACUUCUAGGCGAAGGGAAAAAAAAGGCAUCAGGAUUCGUCUCUGGUGGUGUGACUUUCUGGCCACUACACCAGGCCGUGGGGAUGGAUUGUUUAACUUGAAAUGCAGAGGGUUGCUCUUCCUCUGAGCCAUGUUUCUGACAGAGGUCAUUAAAGCCCGGAGCUCUACUGUCCCACCUUCUCUCUAAAAGCUGGAGGUCAAGGCCCCAUCUACCCAGCUGGAGGGAGCGCCGCCCUGGUGGUCGGGCUGUUCACUGCGUACUGAUGAGCAGCACCUGAGACGGGCAAGUCCUGCUGCCCUGAGCUCUGUACAUUUAAUGGCAUGUAAAACUCGACUGGUCGAGAAGGAACCAUAUCACCACCUCCUCUUAUUUCCCUCUCUUCUCCUGUCUCUUAUACCUCCCUCAGACAUCCAGGCAUUUGCAAUACUUAGGCAAUAAGGCCAGGUUUCCAUGACUGACUGACGCGCUGUGGACAUUUUUACACCCUCAUUGUGAAGCAUCAUGAUUAUCUCUGGUCAGGACAGAUCAUACAGUGUUUGCUGCACAGAUUCCUGUGGAUCUGUGCUGUGUGUCGUCCGCCUUACUGCCCUUUGAGGUCCUUCCUGUCCUGUUUCGGUUGGGGUGUCCCAGACCGUCUUCAAAUGCCAUCACUCGUCCUGCUUUGAAGUUGGCGAGUCACACACUGAUGGGGGGGGGGGGGGGUUUGUAGUCGGGAGCUCUGCUGCUUGAUGCCUUAACCUGAUCACCAUUGAGCAGAGCAUUUGCCCGACUUCAUCAGAAGUCCCCUGAGAGUCUGUGCAGCACGCCAUCCGAGCACCCAGGGUAUAGACACUGCGAAGUUUCACAAAGCACCUCGUCAGAGUUCACUGGUCGAACAGCAUCUCCUGGCUUAUUUCCACUUCCUCACUGUAACACAGCUGUCAGUUCUCCUUGUUUGUUUGGAAUACAAUAGCUUACAGGUUUAUUGAAUUUAAAUAUAUUUGCUGCAGAUUAAAGCCCCUUCUAUUUCUGUCUUCUCCAGACUGGCUGAGCUGUGCUUUGCGUGAAGUUACGAGAGGUGAAACUCCUGCCUUGCUUUCAUCCUUCCAUGCCUACCUGCCUGUUUGCUGCUUCGACUCGGGUUGUUGUGCAUUUAUUUUUUUAUUGUGUUCUUAUUCUGUCACGUAUACUUAAUGUGAACUUGAAAUAUACUGUAUUUUUUAAUUUAUCCAAAUAGCCACGCAGGUUUGGGAAUGAACUCUGAACUCUGAAUGCACUACAUUUUUUUAACUAAUGUUACCAGUGAAUUUGCCAGUCGUACUGAUUUAUACUCUACUGUCCGUGUCAAGAUCCGAGUUGAAACAUGAAAUUUAAACAAAACCUUAGUUUCCUUUUAGUGAUCAUGCAAUGUCUGUUCUGCUGCCUUAUUUCUGAAAGAGCUUUUUGUGGUUUAAUGUUAACGUAGACUGGCACAUCCUAUGUUCCCCUCUGCUUGUGCACAUAAUAGCUUAAAUUAAUUUGUGUAAUAAAACACCACCACCCCCUCCCCCCCCCCCCCCCGGUUAUGAUGGGUGGGGGUGCACCGUGCACUCUGGUUGAUUUCGUGUGCAUUGCCUGAUGACAGUGAGGCUCCUGCCAAGGGCUUGAUGUGAAUGUCUUCAUAUCCAUGCAGUACAGUGCUGUGUCCAGUUUGUGUGUCUGGCUUUUCCCUUCACCAUGUAAUAUGUAGGCCUCAGAAUGAUGGACAUCGGUGUACUUGAAUACAAGAAAGGUUUCCUUUGUCCUGCAGCCAUCAUAUGUUUAGGUACAUGGCAAAGCGAAUUCUUCUGACAUGUAGCUAUGAGUGCGCUGUGUCACGUGACUGGCAUCCCUUAUCUGCCUCUCUCUCUGCCCUGCAUGGAGUAGCUCUGAGCCAGGAUUAGCCCCGGCCUGUUGAUCCUGUCUCCCGUGCUUGCGCAGGGCAGCGAGCCUGAUAUGAGAUUCUGCAGUCGGUCUCCUCUGGCGUCAUGUAAGGCGGAGGAGGGCAUUCCAGCAUCUCGCAUGGAUCCUAGGGGCCGUGCGUGUGCCGAUCGUGAGCGAUGACUUUGCCAGCUUGUGUGUCAGUGUGUCAGUUUCCGUUGGUCUAGCUGUGCUACACUGUGACUCGUAUCAUGUUUUGGGUUUGGCUCCCAACUCGUCGCUCUUCUUAUUUUUUAUCUGUAUUGUACUGUGCUGGAGGGACUGACCAACCAGCCCUGCCACUGAAAUGGCUAAAGUGUUUCUCUUACAGUAUCUUGGGGCUUUUCUAUGUAUUUUCUUUUAAUGAUUCAUAUGAUUAUAAUGAUGCAUUUGGGUAGAUGCUUCUGGUGAAAUGAAACAAGCUCUCUUGUAUUUUCUGUUCUUGUUUCCUGCCUGCGCUGCCCCCAUUGAUGUCACUCAAGCCCCAAGCCGUCCGUGAAAAUGUGAUUUACGGAAAUGGUCAGACUGCUUUCCUCCAUUUUAAUUCCCCCUUUAACAGCGACUUAUUUUGGCAGUUUUACUCCUUAUUUAUUACGUAAGAUGUUUUUUUGAGCAAAGCUACUCAGAUGUAAAUAAAUAUGUUAAUUGAUUGUCCACAGAUCAGAGUCACUCUUAAGGUUUCCCCACUUUUUAAUGAGUUUUUUUUAAACCAAUUACAAUCUGUUCUGUGGACUCGAAGCCUUUGCAGCAUGGUUAUCUGGGUAUGGGGUCUUCACCUUGCGCCUUAUUUUCUGAAUGAGUGUGAUUUUCUGAAGAUCCUGCGGUUUGGAGGCCGUCGCCGUGCCCGGGCUGAUGGCCCUGCCACUCCCUCGCUGCACACUUUCCCCCCUUCAUUUCUAAGGCACGUUCCUGCACUCUGACCCUCAGCCCAGCCUCCGUUGUCGCUGCACGCUCUCCAGAGAAGGUGGAUUUUUUUUUCCCUGUUUCUUUUUUGUGUGUCAAAAUAAUGUCGACACAUCGAGAGAUCGAGUUGUUGCUCUUGCAUCCCCAUACUGGAUUGUCUAACAUUUUGAAAGGGGGAGGGGCAUUUAGAAACAAGCUGUAUGUAUUUUUUUAUCGUCUCCUUCCCUCCCCCCCCCCCCCCCCCCCUUGUGUAAACACGUGUCUUUGUGUGCAUAUGAUCACUUGUGCAGCCCUCUGAACCACCACCCUCUCGCUUGUUAUGUGGGAAGCACAUUUGUACAUAGUGGAGGAUUCUAUGGAAAUAUAAAGGCUUCUAAAUGCAUUGUGGGUGUUAGUCAUACAGACGGUGAUUUUUUUUGCCUGAAAUGCGUCUGUGUGAUUAAUUCCAGCUCUGGGGGUGAGCGGCAGUGCCAAGAAGUCCAGCCCGUGGCUCCGCAUUUUCUUUCCUACCAGUUUUCCAGAGGCUUCAUGUUAAUUGUUGCAUUUCUGGAUUUCACUUUUAAAUUCCCACCACAGAUGGAAUCUCAAUGGGAGACUUAAGUUUGCACCCUUUUUUAUGUAAAAUAAAAAACUUAACGUUUAA